Molecule: messenger RNA, 1906 nt
Organism: Lethenteron reissneri (Far Eastern brook lamprey)
Lineage: Eukaryota; Metazoa; Chordata; Hyperoartia; Petromyzontiformes; Petromyzontidae
Product: E3 ubiquitin/ISG15 ligase TRIM25-like
Molecular function (GO): protein binding; zinc ion binding
Source: RefSeq, a predicted model, not a curated record
GUAAAUCUCAAUGAAGUCAAGAGUCACGGCGAGUGUGACUCCCAGUGAGAGUGUGGACAGUGAGCUGCACUGCUCCCUCUGCCUGGGCACGUUUGUCUGCCCCUCCACGCUGAGCUGCGGACACUCAUUCUGCCUCCGGUGCCUGGAGGCCACCUGGGAGACGGCGAGCAGCUUCAGCUGCCCGCAGUGCCAAGCGACCUUCCCUGUGCCACCCCAGCUGAGGAGGAACGUGGCCCUCGCCAACCUGGCAGAGCAGCUCAGAGUUGGAGACGGGAUGGCCGCAACUGUCAUGUGUGACAACUGCCCUGACGGCCAGACUCCUGCAGUGAGGACCUGCCUGAGAUGUGAGAUGUCCUACUGUGCAAGGCACUUGAGGCCUCACUUGGAGAAUCGAAGGUUGAGAGACCACGUCAUGGUGGCUCCCAUCACGAACCUGGAGGACCGAUGGUGCCGGAAGCACAGCAUGGAGCUAAAAUUAUACUGCACAGUAGACAGCAGCCUGGUCUGCUCAACUUGCAAAUUUGCAGGUGAACACAAAGAACACAAGGUCCUGACGCUGAAGAAGGAGCACGAGACACGUAAGACGCGGGUUGGGGAGGAGACGCGAGCGGUAGAGGAGAAGAGAAAGGAGGCGGAGGAGACCGUGAAGCGGAUGGAGUCUGCUCGCAAUGAGGCGCAGAAAUCGGUGGCUGGGAUCAGGGGUCGCAUCACGGGCAGGUUCGCCCGCCUAAGGAAGGCUUUGGACGAGGACGAGAGGGAGGCUCUACGUCGCGUGGCUGUGAAGGAGCGCGAGCUGCUGUCCCGGAUCGAGGAGGACAUCGCUCGUCACAAGCGGGAGAUCGGCGAGCUCCUGGCGGCAGCCGCUCGCCUGCGCGCUCUGCAGCACGAGAGGGACUCGCUCGCCUUCCUGCAGGGGCACCUGGAGGAGACGCGCAGUGGUUAUCCCAGGAGAGAGAUCCCUAAGGAAUCUGCACCCCCACCUCCCACUUCACUGGACGUCACCACGAUGCGCUCCCUUGAAAGGGCCAUGCGCAGACUCCUGCCUCUCAUCUAUGGACGCUCACCGACUCUGGACACAAACUCAGCCCAUGACAUCCUCCAGAUUUCCUCGGAUCUCAGGACGGUGACGUGGAGCGGUGUCCCCCAGCGUCGCCCCCAUCACCCACGCCGAUUUGAUGUCUAUCACCAAGCCCUGUUCUCUGAGAGCUACUCAUCAGGUCAGCACUACUGGGAGGUGGAAGUGGGGAGUGCGAGGUGGUUUCGGGUUGGAGCCGCGUACUGGACGAUCCCACGGAGAGGGCGUGGUGAUGAGUGCCUCCUGGGAGAGAGUGACGUCUCCUGGUGUCUAUUGAAACUUGGCGACAGCUUCUCAGUGCGGCAUGGCGGGGUAGUGACCUCACUGUCGGUACCGGAGCCUACGCGGAGAGUCGGGGUUCAUCUGGACUGGGACGCGGGGCUGCUGUCAUUUUACAGCGCCGACUCCAUGGUGCUGUUGCACUCGUUUCACCAAACCUUUACUCAGCCCCUAUAUCCUGGGCUGCUGGUGGGGUGGGGUGAUGAUGAUAACUCAGUGAGGAUUGUGGAUCUGAGUGGUGCGUCCUGAGAGAGGUGAACGUGAACAGGGCAAAGGGCAGACAACACCACGACGCACGGCGCUCGCCACCCUCGUCACCGUCACGUGCAGUGCCACGCCCGUGACUGGCUGGUGGCUGUCGGUAGCUAGGGGCUGCGUGGCUCUCCAUCACAAAGGGGGGGCUGAGCGUAAACAAUCCUCACAACCUUCCUAGGGGGGGAGUAGGGGGUGAAAAAAUAGGUACUGCUCUGUGUGUGUGAAGGCAACGUGGAUGUAUUCACCCUGCCAGAGUGUGUGACUGUAGUGUCGGGGCGCAGUGAUUAGCAAUGGUUA